UAGUAAACUACAUACUAUUUAUCACUCGUGUUCUUCUCCCGCCCUUUACAAGGUCCAGCUCAGCUGUCAUCUGAGCUCUCUUCUUCCUUCGGGUGUCUCUGCUAGACUUCACCCACCAUCGGUCACCUACCCAGAGCUUCCACCUGUCAUAAAACAUACACCACGCAACAAACAUAACCUCACACCAUGGCACCAGUAACACCAAUCUCAAACACCCUCUCGGCUCUCGCCGCAGGUCUCACAAAAGGCAACCCAUCAGACCUUACACCAACAAGUACCCUCCCCUCCUCCAUCCGCGACAUCUUCGUCCGCCAAGUCGUCACAACAAUCACAUCAACUCCCGAGACGACAGAAGAGUCCGCCUCCAACAACAACCUCAGCGGGGGCGCCAUCGCCGGCAUCGUCAUCGGUUCCAUCGUCGGCUUCCUCCUGCUGUUGUGGAUCGUCAAGUCGUGCGGCAUGUGGAGCCGACCCAACGACUGGUCCGAAAAGGACGAGUACGCCGAGCGCAGCCGCCGGUACCGUGGUCGAUCACCCGGGGAGCGGCAUCGCAGGCGCAACCAGCACCGGUACCACCACGAGACCUCGAGACACAGCCAUAGUCGUCGUCCUUCGCACGUGGUUGACGAGGUCCGGUACACGCAGCCUGUUGUCGUGGAUCAGAGGAGGAGGGCGAGCGGAUCGCCUUUGACGCCUGCGAAUGUGUAUCGCAGCAGUCGCAGCAGGACAAGAUACUAGAUGUUAGGGGGUAUCUCUCGUGAGAUGGGGACUUGGUGGUAUGGACUAUAUGCCGUGGCUAGGCGGCGUC
Molecule: messenger RNA, 808 nt
Organism: Colletotrichum phormii
Lineage: Eukaryota; Fungi; Ascomycota; Sordariomycetes; Glomerellales; Glomerellaceae
Exons: 1
Coding region: 187-738 (183 amino acids)
Source: RefSeq, a predicted model, not a curated record